UGCCUCAGUAUCGCCUGCAGUUUGUGUGUAAGGAAGACUGCCUGUGGGGUGACAGUCUGCCUGUAGUGAUAUAACCGUGUCUGGCUGUGUGGGGGGAGGUAUGUGGCUGCCUGUGUCAAAAUGGGUCCGGUUUUCUUGGGCUGGAUUACAGUCUAUGCCUGCGGGAACUGUCAUAGUGCCUGUGUGUGUACCCUGUGCCUGUCUGCCUCUCUACUUCCAAGAAGACCUUAGGCAAGUUCUGGGACCCCUUAGCCUCAGUCUCCCAGUCUUCACUCUUGUCCCACCUCUCCUGGCUCAGAUGUUCAAUGGGUGUGUUUGUGUGCACCUACUAUGGGGAAGAGGCAGGGCAGGGGACUCUUUGGUUAAGUCUGGCAGUUUCUGGAAAAGUUGGGGAGUCUUGUGUCCUCAAAAUGGGCGGGGUGAAUCUCAACCUCUUAGAGCCCUCCCUCACUUGGACAUGACGCCAGCCUCCAAUCCUUGCUCCUAGGCCUCCAUGGCUGAGGGCACAAUUAAGCUAAUGCUCUCCACAUACAGAGGCUGCCUCCUGACUCAGUGGCGGGGGCAGGAGGUGGGGGUUCUGAAGCGUGGAGGGUUGGCCUGCUCCCAAACUGAACCCCAGGCCCUGCUCCUCAGGCCCUAGAGUGCUGCGCACAGCUGAGGGAGGAGAAUUAAUUACUGAGAAUACGCUCUGAAUAGGUUCCAAUAAAAGCUGUUUCUGGACCUCAUAUAAAUAUUUUCAUUCUGGGAGGGACUGGUGAGGUAGUCAGAGAGUCAUAGUCAAGGGCCCAAGGCUUAUCCCCCAACCCAUCCCCUCCACCAAAGCUGGGCCAGGCAGGUAAGGCUCCCCUAAGUCUCAUCUGUGUUUCUCUCUUCAGGUCUUCAAGCAGCUCAGCGAGGUAAGCUCUGGGGACAUGGGGCCUGGGCCUUACUUGGGUCUGGGUUGGACCCUGGGUGAGGACAGGAUAGGGGCCUGCUGUCAGCCUGACCUACCCUUCUCUACAGCCUGUGGGCAGCGUGGCCCUGGCCCCCCUGAACCUCAAGAGGGCAACACAGGGCCCGGCGAGUGGCCGUGGCAGGCCAGUGUGAGAAGGCAGGGGGUCCACAUCUGCAGUGGCUCCCUGGUGGCGGACACCUGGGUCCUCACCGCUGCCCACUGCUUUGAAAAAGCGGCAGUGACUGAACUACACUCCUGGUCAGUUGUUCUGGGCUCUCUACAGCGUGAGGGGCUGAGCCCAGGGGCUGAGGAGGUGGGGGUGACUGCUCUGCAGCUUCCCAGGGCCUACAACCACUACAGCCAGGGCUCAGACCUGGCCCUGCUACGGCUCGCCCACCCCAUGGCCCACACACCCCUCUGCUUGCCCCAACCUGCCCAUCGCUUCUCUUUUGGGACCUCUUGCUGGGCUACUGGCUGGGAUCAGGACACCAAUGAUGCUCCCAGGACCCUACGGAAUCUGCGCCUGCGUCUCAUCAGCCGCCCCACGUGUAACUGUCUCUACAACAGGCUGCACCAGCGGCUGCUGGCCAGCCCGGCCAGGCCUGGGAUGCUGUGUGGGGGUGCCCAGCCUGGAGUGCAGGGGCCCUGUCAGGGAGAUUCCGGGGGUCCUGUGCUGUGUCACGAGCCCGAUGGACACUGGGUUCAGGCUGGCAUCAUCAGCUUCACAUCAAGUUGUGCCCAGGAAGACACUCCUGUGCUGCUGACCGACAUGGCUGCUCACAGCUCCUGGCUGCAGGCUCGAGCUUGGGGGGCAACCUUUCUGGCCCAGAACCCAGAGACCCUGCAGAUCAGUGAUGAGGACAGCUGUGUAGCCUGUGGAUCCUUGAGGAGAGAUGGUCCCCAGGCAGAAGGCCCCUCCCCAUGGCCCUGGGAUGCCAGGCUGAAGCACCGGGGCAAGCUGGCCUGUGGCGGAGCCCUGGUGUCAGAGGAGGUAGUGCUGACUGCUGCCCACUGCUUCAUUGGGCGUCAGAGCCCAGAGGAAUGGAGCGUAAAGCUGGGGGCAGGACCAGAGGAGCACAGCCUAAAGCAACUCAUCUUGCAUGGAGCUUACACCCACCCAGAGGGGGGCUACGAUGUGGCCCUCCUGCUGCUGGCCCAGCCUGUGACAUUAGGCCCUAGCCUGCGGCCCCUCUGCCUGCCCUACACUGACCACCAUCUACCUGAUGGGGAACAUGGCUGGGUCUUGGGACUGGCCUACCAAGGAGCAGGCACCAGCUCCUCUCAGACAGUGCCCGUCACCCUCCUGGGGCCCAGGGCCUGUAGCCGGCUGCAUACUGCCCUUAGGAGCAAUGGCAUCCCCAUUCUGCCAGGGAUGGUGUGUACCAGUGUUGUGGGUGAGCCAGCCCACUGUGAGGGCCUGUCUGGGGCACCAUUGGUGCAUGAGGUGAGGGGAACAUGGUUCCUGGCUGGGCUACACAGCUUCGGAGAUGCCUGCCAAGGCCCCGCAAAGCCUGCAGUCUUCACGGCGCUCCCCACCUAUGAGAACUGGGUCAGCAGUUUGGACUGGCAAGUCUACUUCUCGGAGGAGCCUGAGCCUGAGCCUGAGCCUGAGGCUGAGACUGGAAACUGCCUGGCCAAUAUGAGCCAACCAGCCGGCUGUUGACAGGUGGCUCUGGGAAGCUGCAAACACAUCACUGCCUCUGCUCCUCUCCAUUCUCCCCACCCACACACGACUCCAGGCACUGGGGCAGGCCCCAAAGCCCAGUGGGCUCUGGGAAGGAGCCUGCCCAGAUGAGCAGCUGCCCCGUCUCCCCACCCUGCAGGACAGGGACGUGUCAGCUGUAGAUGCUCCCCACUCUCGGCUCUGCUCCCCGACGCAGGCAUCCCAGCUUUCCCUGUUCUUCAUCCCCUCAGAUAUAAUCACGCCAGCCACAU
Molossus molossus (Pallas's mastiff bat) is the source of this 2869-nucleotide messenger RNA. It is a transcript of the gene PRSS53, whose product is annotated as serine protease 53. Lineage: Eukaryota; Metazoa; Chordata; Mammalia; Chiroptera; Molossidae. The transcript is spliced from 9 exons. Gene Ontology annotation, biological process: proteolysis. The coding region runs from base 912 to 2597 and encodes 561 amino acids. Gene Ontology annotation, molecular function: serine-type endopeptidase activity. The record is from RefSeq and is a predicted model, not a curated record.